AUGCUUUUCAAGACCGUCGCCGCCACUGCUCUUGCUGCUGCUUCCCUCGCCGUCUCGGCCGUCGCUGCUCCCGCCAAGGGCAAGUACUUUGACAAGUUCAUCUUUGUCAUCCUUGAGAACAACGACUACCCCGAUGUCAUGAAGGACCCCUACUUCGCCUCCCUGGCUGCCCGCGGUCUCCUCAUGACCAACUACCACGGCACCGUCCACCCCUCCCAGCCCAACUACUGGUCCACCGUUGGCCAGUCCACCUACCGUGAUCUGAUCGACCCCGCCACCAACACCAUCAUCAACGGUGACAACGGUGACGACUCCUUCAACAUCACCGGCCGUACCAACAUUGCCGAUUCUCUCGAGAACGCUGGCUACACCUGGAAGAUCUACUCCGAGAACUACCCCGGCAACUGCUUCACCGGCCACGGCGCCGGUGACGAGCUCUUCCCCAACGGCACCGUCAAGACCCCCAACCGCCUCUACCAGCGCAAGCACAACCCCUUCAUCUCCUACAUGCAGAUCCAGACCAACGCCACCCGCUGCAAGAACCUGGUCUCUGAGACCGAGUGGGCUGCCGAUCUCACCGCCGGUACCCUCCCCGACUACUCGUACUACGUUCCCAACCAGAUGAACGAUGCCCACGACAGCACCAUCGCUUACGCCUCCAACUGGCUCCAGGGCUUCAUUGAGCCCGUCCUCAACAACUCUGCCCUCAACGCCGUCCGCACUCUCAUCCACAUCGUCUACGACGAGGACGAGACCGCCUACAACCUGUACUACAGCACCAACCCCCCCGGCCAGCUCGCCAACUGCACUGACCUUGUCAACAACUGCCCCGGCGAUGCCAACAACAACCGUGUCUACUCUCUCCUCCUCGGCUCUGCUGUUUCCUGCCAGGUCAACUCCACCGACAACACCCUCUUUGACCACAACUCCAUCGUCUCCACCAUCGAGGACAACUGGGGUCUCUCUCCCAUGACCCCCUACCAGUCCUGGCCCCUCUUCCCCCUCAAGGACUGCUCUACUCCCUACAAGUGUGUCCCCAAGUACUAAAUGGUACUCCUAGAUAGAUUCUUUCCUGCCCACCACAUCCACCUACCACUUCCACUUUGAAUCGCUCUUUGUUUGAUACAGUAUUGUAAUCACUGUGCCAUAUUGUCUCUGC
Messenger RNA from Polychytrium aggregatum, 1159 nucleotides. Its product is annotated as phosphoesterase family-domain-containing protein. The transcript has a single exon. Gene Ontology annotation, biological process: phospholipid catabolic process. Lineage: Eukaryota; Fungi; Chytridiomycota; Chytridiomycetes; Polychytriales. The coding region runs from base 1 to 1047 and encodes 348 amino acids. Gene Ontology annotation, molecular function: hydrolase activity, acting on ester bonds. The record is from RefSeq and is a predicted model, not a curated record.